UGUGAAAAUGCAAGUUUGACACAGAAAGAUUUAUGUUAUGACAUAUUGGCUUCAACUCACUGCCUGGUUGUACAUUCAACUACUCAGAAGGGGUGUGCAUCUCUCCUAUCUAAGUCUCUCCUAUCUAAGUCAAUACAUGGGCUACCAUAUGAUUAAGGGAUACUGUAUUUCAGUAUGGAACAGUUUGGUUUGAUUUUGAUGCAAUCUCAUACAGUUCUUAACCUCUGUCUAAUGUAGACAUUAAUUCUAAAUUAAAAUAAGCCAGUUCUAUAAAGGUUAUAUUGCUCUCGUUCAAAUACAUAUAUUUUAUAAAAUACCAGGGAAUAACAAGUGUUUUUUUUUCCUUUAUGGCAUUGUACUUUUCUUUAUUCUAUUUAAAUAAAAUGGAAACAAAUAAUGCAUCAAAGAUGGGCAUUUGUUAGGCUUAACUGUAAUAGAAACAGUUAAUCAAAGACCAUUGGAUAAGGGUAUCCUACCUUUGAUGUAAGCUGACGUACAACAUAGGGAGGGAAGCUUUCAUAAACUCUAUAUAAACAUUUAAACACACAUCCAUAUGCCAACAUAGACACUUGAGGGAUGGAGAUCUCUGUUCUUUUAAUUGGCUUGAUGCUGUCUCUGGGUUUACGUGAGCUGAAUUCAGCUCUUGAUGGUCUGAAACAAGGGGCUGGGCUUACUGAGGAUAGAACUGUUGCUGGGAUCAGCAGUGAGUCCUCAUCAGUGAAAUGUAAGCUCCAGGGUACAGCUCGUCUACCUGCAUUCUCAAUGGAUGGUGACUACGUUAUUGGGGGUGUUUUCUCCAUACACAACUACAUGCAAACAGUGAAGCAUAACUACACCAUCAUGCCUGAGCAACUAAAGUGCACAGGGAGCAUUGACUCCCGUGAAUUGCGCUUCUCACGUGCAAUGAUCUUUGCCAUCGAGGAGAUUAACAACAGCACAGAGCUGCUGCCAGGAAUUCAACUUGGUUAUCAGAUCCAUGACUCGUGUGCCUCAGUGUCCCUGGCGAUGCAUGUGACGUUCCAGCUUUCAAAUGGCCUGGACCCGGUGUUUUACACUGGUGACAACUGCUCUCAAUCUGGUAUGGUGAUGGCUAUUGUCGGUGAGUCUGGGUCCACGCCAUCCAUCAGCAUGUCGCGCAUCAUUGGGUCCUUUAACAUUCCUCAAGUGAGCCACUUUGCCACUUGUGCAUGCCUGUCUAAUAAGCAGCAGUACCCAAGUUUCUUCAGAACAAUCCCUAGUGACCAGUUCCAGGCUGAUGCGCUGGCCAAGCUGAUAAAACACUUUGGCUGGACUUGGAUAGGUGCUGUCCGGUCGGAUUCAGAUUAUGGCAAUAAUGGCAUGGCGUCUUUCCUGGAGGCAGCACAGAAGGAGGGGAUCUGUGUGGAAUACUCUGUAUCUUUCCAUCGAACCCACCCACGUAGCAGGAUCCAGAGAGUGGCUGAUGUUAUCCGCAGGUCGACAGCUAUAGUUGUUGUUGCAUUUGUAGCCUCUGGAGACAUGAAGAUCCUGCUCAAGGAGAUAUUGCAAGAGUCUUUUCCACCUCGCCAGUGGAUAGGCAGUGAAUCCUGGGUAACCAACCCUGACAUGCUGAAGUUCAGCUUCUGUGCUGGAGCCAUUGGAUUUGGCAUUCAGCAAUCUGUCAUCCCAGGUCUGAGAGAAUUCUUGCUCGAUCUCUCUCCCUCUAAAGUGGCUGCCUCUCCAGUGCUUACUGAGUUCUGGGAGGGUGCAUUCAACUGCAGGCUGGGAAAAAGUGCAGUCAUAGACGUGAGUGUGUGUGAUGGAACUGAAGACAUACAGACGCUCCAGAGCCAGUACACUGACACAUCUCAACUCCGAAUCACUAACAUGGUGUAUAAGGCUGUUUAUGCAAUAGCACAUGCCAUUCAUAAUGCAGUGUGUCAGGACACAAAUUCUACAAUUCAGUGUGAUAAAUUCACCAGGAUAGAAGCAAAACAGGUUCUUCAUCAGCUGAAGAAAGUAAAUUUUUCACAAAAUGGUUAUGAUGUGUCCUUUGAUGCCAACGGGGAUCCUGUGGCCACAUAUGAGCUGGUGAACUGGCAAAAAAGUGAGAGUGGCAGCAUUGAGAUGGUGACCGUAGGGUACUAUGAUGCAUCACUGCCAGUGGGCCAGGAGUUCCGUAUAAACAGGAACCUCACCUGGAUGGAGGGUGGUACACAAGUGCCCGUAUCAGUGUGCAGUGACAGCUGUUCUCCAGGAACUCGUAAAGUGUUGCAGAAAGGAAAACCCAUCUGCUGUUAUGACUGUAUACCGUGUCCUGAGGGAGAGAUUAGCAAUACUACAGAUUCUCCUGAUUGUUUCCCUUGCCCCAAGGAGUUCUGGCCUAAUGCAGAGAGAGACACUUGUUUCCCCAAGCCUGUAGAGUUUCUUUCCUUUGACGAGGUCCUAGGAAUCAUCCUGGCUGCAUUCUCUGUUGGUGGUGCCUGUCUUGCCAUUAUAACAGCGGCUGUGUUCUUUCGUCACAGAACAUCCCCGAUUGUCAGGGCCAACAACUCUGAACUGAGCUUCCUGCUGCUCUUCUCCCUGACUCUGUGUUUCUUAUGUUCCUUAACUUUCAUUGGAGCACCCUCUGAGUGGUCCUGCAUGCUGCGCCACACAGCGUUUGGGAUCACCUUUGUCCUCUGCAUCUCUUGUGUUCUGGGAAAAACUAUAGUAGUGUUAAUGGCCUUCAAAGCCACACUCCCAGGUAGUAAUGCUAUGAAAUGGUUUGGUCCUCCACAGCAAAGAAUGACUGUAGUGUCUUUCACCUUCAUUCAAGUUUUAAUAUGUACCAUUUGGUUGGUUGUCAGUCCCCCUUUUCCAAUAAAAAACCUAACCAUAUACAAGGAGAGAAUCAUCCUGGAGUGUGCAUUAGGUUCAGCUAUUGGGUUCUGGGCUGUACUCGGGUACAUAGGCCUUCUGGCUGUGUUUUGCUUUGUGUUAGCUGUCCUAGCCCGGAAACUACCUGAUAAUUUUAAUGAAGCCAAGCUUAUCACAUUCAGCAUGCUGAUAUUCUGUGCAGUCUGGAUCACCUUUAUCCCAGCGUAUGUCAGCUCUCCUGGGAAAUUUACAGUGGCUGUAGAGAUAUUUGCCAUAUUGGCCUCUAGUUUUGGACUAAUAUUGUGUAUAUUUGCUCCGAAGUGUUUCAUCAUAUUGUUUAAGCCAGAGAAAAAUACCAAGAAACAUCUAAUGAACAAAAAUCAGUCCAAAGACAUCUGAGGUUUGGAAAUAGUUUUAAUGGCAACAUAUACUACAGAGCUCAUGUUGUGCACAUUCUAUGUAGUCUCCAUCUAAUGUAUUUAAAUAUAUACAUCAUCCAUUUUUUUUUUACGUUACUUAUUUUUUUAUUUUAACAUCAUUGAUGUUUAAGAAUAUUUUUCCAUCAUGUGAUGGAUAUAAAUUGAAUAAAUAAAGUCACACUUCAUCACAAAAGUG
Molecule: messenger RNA, 3432 nt
Organism: Dicentrarchus labrax (European seabass)
Lineage: Eukaryota; Metazoa; Chordata; Actinopteri; Moronidae
Product: extracellular calcium-sensing receptor-like
Exons: 8
Coding region: 577-3216 (879 amino acids)
Biological process (GO): G protein-coupled receptor signaling pathway
Cellular component (GO): membrane
Molecular function (GO): G protein-coupled receptor activity
Source: RefSeq, a predicted model, not a curated record